Molecule: messenger RNA, 6448 nt
Organism: Esox lucius (northern pike)
Lineage: Eukaryota; Metazoa; Chordata; Actinopteri; Esociformes; Esocidae
Gene: slc2a4rg
Product: zinc finger protein 704
Exons: 9
Coding region: 227-1840 (537 amino acids)
Biological process (GO): regulation of transcription by RNA polymerase II
Cellular component (GO): nucleus
Molecular function (GO): RNA polymerase II cis-regulatory region sequence-specific DNA binding; DNA-binding transcription factor activity
Source: RefSeq, a predicted model, not a curated record
UGUGGCAUUUUUUGUUGGAAAAAAAGCAAAAAAUAUAAUCUUUAAUCAUCUCCCCUUGACCUGGUCGGAUUUUGGGUGUCUCGGGACGCAGAGAGGUCCAUACCUCAGAAUAGCGGUAAAGUAGAUCGUUUCAAGACAAUCCCAUUAAAUGUAGUUUAUUCCCGAUGCACUAAAAUCUGUAGAAAGCGGGUAAUCGUUCUUAACUCCCCACCUGUCCGAUCCUAAAAUGAAUUCUAAACGUCUGCUUGACAUGUCUACCAUUGGAAUACGGGUCGGUAGCGCUUCGAAACAAGCCGGUAUGGACCAGCAUGCAAAGGGUUCCAAAGGACGCGAAAUGGGAGUCGCUGCCACUGCGGACAGCGGUGUUUUUCUCGCAUGCAAAAACAGUUCCACAACAGGAGCUAUUUUCUACAAAUUCGUGCUGGACGAUGGUUCUUCAGGAGAAUUUACAAGCCAGGACAGCAUCCUAAAUGGGAAUGACCUGUCGUCAGGGAGUGAAAAAUACCCCCAACUGAAUAAAGGAGGUUAUGGUGGCGAGGCUGAUGAGAGAUCCAGCGGUCGAACUGAUGUCCUUAACCUCAGUCACACACACUGCCUAGUCCCCAAUGGGCAGGAGGGGGACAAACAGAUGCACUUGGAGGCCACAACCCCGCUUGUGACAGGCAGUUGCCAGACAACAAAUGGACAUCAAGUUCCACCUGAAGAGAAAUACCCCCAUCCCUCUUCCUACAUACCCGUCCCCCGACGCAGGAAACCUUCAGGUCAUGCUGACAAGGAGGUUAUGGCUGCCACCGUCCUGACGUCACUAUCCACCUCCCCACUGGUCCUCACCCAGACAGCCUCAGCUGCAGUUCCGGAGCUGGCCAGCAAGGGGUGGAAGGAUGUGCUGUCGGCCAGCUACAGCAGCUCCACCAGUGGCAACUGGAGCUGGGAUGCUAGCGACCAAUCAGUGCCCUCCACGCCGUCCCCGCCUCUCUCCAAUGACACCAGCAAGAGCUACCUGCUCUCCUCCCACGGCGACUACGCCAUCGAGGACUCCUCAGAGAGCACGCACUUCCUAUUUGAGGACCCCAUACCCCGGAAGCGAAAGAACUCCAUGAAGGUGAUGUUCAAGUGCUUGUGGAAGAACUGUGAAAAGGUCCUCAGCACCUCCUCAGGAAUCCAGCGACACAUCCGCACCUUCCACCUUGGGCGGAACUGCGAGUCGGACUACAGCGACGGCGAGGAGGACUUCUACUACUCUGAGAUCCAGGUCAACAUGGACAGCCUGUCCGAGGGCCUGUCCAGUCUCACACCCACCUCGCCGACUACCGCUGGCCCUCCUCCCAUCUUCCCUCCGGUCUCCCCCGCCACCUGCGUCCCCCACUCCGAGCCCUCCCACAUCGUCUUGAGGGGACCACAGGGCCGCACCCCCACUUUGCUCAGCCAGUCGGCACCCUCCACGCUCUGCCAUAUCCGCACUGACCACGCCUACCAGGCCACUGAUUCUGGGAGUAUUCCUAUGUGUUCGGCGCAGGCUGAUGGGAUUGAAGGGAUUGGGAAUAGUGAAGGGAUCAGUGGGUCCUGGCAGGCCCCUCCUGACAUUUUGAAAGGCUUCCCGGGCCCGUUGACUCAAAUCCGCACAGUGAGCUUUGGGGAGAAGAGACAGCCCGCUCCCACCACAAACACCACCAUCGUCAAGACACCCACUUCUACAGCCCCCCUGCCCAAACCAGCACUGGGGACUAGGAAACCCCGUGGAGAGGCCAAAAAGUGUCGUAAGGUGUACGGCAUGGAGAAGAGGGACAUGUGGUGCACUGCCUGCCGCUGGAAAAAAGCCUGUCAGCGAUUCACUGACUGAACCCCCUACGUUUACAGGAUGGAUUCUUCCUCUGCAAACGAUUCACUGAGGUGGAAUGUUCCACUUAGAGAUGUGGGGGGAGGGGGGGGUCUCUGUAAUGAAGCCCCUAAGAGCAUGCACUGCUUCUUCCUGACCAGCAGGGGGCUCUCUGCUCGCUUCUACUAGCCCUCAGACAGCCGAACACAUGAAACAACACGAUAAAAAAUAGGCACAAAAAAAAAGACAAAAAAUCGAGAAAAAUGAAUGUUAGCUUUUGAAGCGUUGUUUUUAUUUCUACCGAUGAUAUUUUUGAGGUAAUCAAAAAAAAGGAGGAGAUUAUUCAAAACGUGAUUCAGAAACUUUUUCGAUUUGUUUUGUACUUUCUAAUUUUGCAUGCCUUCACUGUAGGGCAGUGGUUGAAUUUCAGAUAAGCUUUUUGUCAUUGUGUACUCUUCACAAGUUCUUCUUUACUGGUCUGAGUAACAUGGAAGCUACUGUGUUUGACUUUAUAAGAUUGUGAUACUUCUCUUUUGUCAGCAUCCUUCAAUUCACUUUGUUUAUUCAGAUGUGUCUUUUACACUCUUAACUGUGCCAUUUUUUAAAUGGGCAGUAUGUGUACCAAAGGAAAAAAAUCAGAACAGCUCUAAAGUCUCUGAGAAUUUUGAUGUGUCUUAUGAGACACAAGCUUGUUUUGCUCUAUAUAUCGAAGUGUUAUAGAUAUAACACACUACAUGCUCUUACGCGAAUUCAACUUAGAAACUUUAAUUUUGUCUCUUUGUUUGGGAAGUGAAUAAUGCCUAGCUUUUCAUCAUAAACUUCUUGCUUUUUGCUCAGCCGCGAAAUAGACUCUCUUCCAACUGGUGGUAUCAAAUAUUACCCUUCAAAUCUUCAAACAGUUUGCCGUAUAUGUACAGUAUAUAAAGACAUAUAUUGUCUUCACUUUCUUCCUUUCGAUACCUGUAUUCAGCUACAGUAUGAAUCUUUCAGAAGCAGCAAGUCUUUCAAUAGAUCACUGUAAACAUUGUAACCACAGUGUAACCUCUCUUUUCAUUUAUUUUCUUUUAGCCAAUAGUUGCCAAGGCAACUAGUACUUGCAGAGUGCAAUCACCAGGGUUUUCUUGCUUGGAUUAAUCAGCUCUGUUGUUGAUAAUUGUUAUCAACCAGAACUUCAAGGCCUUGCUGUAGCAAUUUUUUGCUACUCUGAAUUCCGAAUCCAUCUUCCUGGGUUCCAUCAAAGAAAUGAAAUGGAACGUUAUUGGAGUUGUUGUUUGUGGAGGGUACCUUUACCAAUCCACCUCACAUUUCCGGUUAUCGCUCGAAACUCUUAUCUACAGGCCUUGGAAUCGAGAUGUUUAAUCUCAGAGGGAUUAUUUGCUUCCCAUGAAAUGUAAGUGGAUUCCUGAUCAGACAUGAGAGCAAAUAAAGAAGUAUAUAUAUUUUUAAAACAGAAUAUUUUUUGUACUCUAGCUACUGUUUUUUGAUUGCUGCCAGCUCUUUGAAUGUAGUUUCUGCAGCCUCUCUUUCUCUUCUCCUGAUACUGACUGACUACCAGACUUGACACAAGUUACCACAGCAGGACAAACACACACACACAGUGCCACCUGACUUCUCUCACGUAAACUCACCUUUCAACUGUUUCUAUGACAGUGGCCCAAGUCUAUGAAUUCCCAGGCCGCAUGACACACGACACUGUCAUAUUGACAACUUGCUCUCAGCUGUCGGUCAUCACAAUCUGAAAUUGACGGGACAUCAAUACAAGGACAUUCUACAAUGGUUGGGUAGAACAAACCAACAAUUAAACCAACCGGAUUCAACCUUUACCAACAAACAUGGUUGUCCUGGUAACGUUUACUGUCAGGUAUUUUGUCCAGUUGUUUCUGUGAAAGACAAACUGUCUUACAGUGGCUCACUGGUGAUUGAAGAGUAGCCCUGGAUUUUCCUGGUCCGAAACUUCACUAAGUGCCAACUUAAAGAAUGUCCUGAGGAGAAAAAAAAACAAUGAACCUAAAGAAAUUGCACUAACUGCACUGCACAAAUACAUGUUUUUAUACAUGGAGAUUUUAUACAUGCAGAUUUUCAAAGCGAGAUUGGAUUAAGCCUGUUUUUGUUUAGGAUCGUCACUGCCUUGGUUUUAAAAUGGGAUUUCAGGGAUGGUGUUUCAGGGAUGGGGCAGUCUCCCCAGAACAACGUUCUGAAUCGGAACCCAAUAGUGCCGACCAACGUUUUCUGGUUAUGUGUGGUGCUGCAUAGUACAGCACAGUACUUUCUGAGUCAGGGUUUGUUCUACACUUUUCCAUUGUGGAGGAGCACGAAGAUGACACCUUGAGGUCACAUCUCAGAUGGUCAACUGGUCCAGAUAUACCAUAGCAUUCAGUCUGUGUUUGCUUGUUGUCUUCUUCAGAACAGAUAACUGCUUCUACGUAGCCUAGUCAAACAUUGCUUUCACAAACAUUUUUGUAUAGUCUUCCUUUGCAUAAAAUUGCCUUUUCACAUUUUUAUUGAGAUGUGGAAGUGUGCGGAGAACGUGUUGUCUUUUGGCACCUACUCCGCACAUAUUUUCCUGUCAGAUUUGAAUUUAAGUGAAACACAUCAGAUCAGCUUUCUCUUCAACCCCACCCAAAGCACCUGACACUUCUCCGCCAAUCCAAAACCAGCGACUUUCGGGCUUAACGGAAGCACAUUGGGAAACACAUUGGCUAGUUCUGUAGAUCUCAGUGUCAGUCAUGUCCCUGGCCUUGCACCUUUUUAAUUGCACUAAAGUGGCCUUACAGGUUUCUGGCCUGGGCUGAUGCAAGGAGAACAUUAGUAUUCACUUGCACCUGUGUUGAGGUUUUCACCUACAUCAAGCUGUCCUGAAAUGGCGAUGGCUAGGGCCAGGUUAGGAUUCAGUGACAACUGAUAUUCUUGCAGCUUUUUAUUUUAUUGAUACCUGAGAUUUCGGAAGGUGGUAAAUUCUGACUAGUUGUGAUUUGGGAAACAGGCUUUGUGAUUGGACGGAGCAAGCAGUGAUGAUUUUUCAGAAUGGACUUGUAGUUUCAGGGCUUUCCUGUACAUAUGCAAUUUAAUGAGAACCAUGAUGCUUUUUUCAUAUAUUGUUGUUGUUUUCUUUGUUGUCGUAUUUCUGUAAUACAAAAAGGAAACUUUCUAUGGUAGAUUUCUUCAGAGUAUUUUUUGUUGCAUAUUUUUAGAAAGCACUCAAGAAGAUAUAGAGAAAAUAACAUGUAAAUAUUCUUAUAUUGCAGGUUAGGGGAAAAAGGGGAGAAGGAAAAAAAAGUUGAUGAAUGUAAAACCUACAAAAAUAAAAGCUUUUUUUCUCUAGUUCUACUGACUAUACAGUGCUGUUAGUCCACUGUAACUUCAGUAUCAAAAGAAACAUUUAACGCAGUCAAUCUACCAACAGUAUGCAUGAUAUCAUAUCUUCAACCAGUAUUGCUUCUCCUUCUUACAUUGUGAAAAUACAUGCUUUAAUUGGAACAAACAACUCACUUGACAUUUUGGUGACCUUUCUGUGAGCCACCUGUGUGUGUGAUGCAUUGUGAAGGUGUCAUUUGGCGAUUAUGUAGGCUGUUAAUAAAAGAGUCAUGAACAGUUAUGAAGGCUUACAGCAGACCAUUUACUGCACUCUUCCCACUUAUGAAAGCGUUUAUAGAGGUUCUGCAUUUCAAUGGUCAUAAGUGACCAUGAGCUUAUGUGAAUGCUUAUGGAGCGUCUCAUAAUGCGACAAGGACUGAUGGAGUGCUUUCUGAAGGCAGUUAUAACACAUUAGACACAGGUGCUCCCUACCCUUUCUGUCUCCUGCCAAAUCUGGAUUUAUUGGAAUACAUGUUGUCAUCGUUUGUAGUAAUGUAGUUUUAGGAUAACCUUUGGUAUGUAAAGGUGUGCUAUUCAGAGAAAUACAUUUGCACUUCCAUGGUUUUACCUUUGGGGAUUCUGUCCUGCACAUUCCAUCAGGCCGCUUGCCAUAGUGUUCAUCUGUCUCUAAAUAGUUGUGUUUCCUGCUCAUUUUCUUUUGCCACUUACUGCUUGUUUUCUCUGCCGUCUCCUCGUCUGUUUCUCUCCAUUUUCCGAUUUCUCCUGUUUUUUUUUUUUUAAGACUAUCGACAUUCACUGUAGUUCCGCCCUUAUCUUUACCCAGUGUAUUAAGCUAACCGAGCCCUUGAAAUGUGCAGAAAAAUAAAUGUUAUUUCCAAAUUUGUCCUGUGAUUCUAUCUUUUGUCUGCUUUUUUGAACGUCUGUGUUGUGAAGUCCAUCCUGACAGCUCAGCAGCGCAGCCAAUGGGUCUCCAUCCAAAUUAAAAUAUUAAUGUAUCGUUAUCGCCAUGGCAGCUCCACUCAACUCUGUGCUUAACGACGUUUAUUUGGAGCCAUUUCUAAAAAUAAAUCAUAUUUGUCAUUCUUUCAUUUUUUUUUAACUGUCUGACAUAUUUUCUUCCCUGCAAUGCCAUGUCUUUACAGUCUUUUUGUUGGCUGGCGUGAAACUGACCUUUUAAUUGUUUUGUUAUCUUGUUCAUAUUGAUUGAUUGGUUUGAUUGAUUUUUGGUCAUUAACUUGAUUGGAUGGAUGACUUGUUGUCAUGAUGAAGAGGAUGAUGUGAAAGUGUUUGAGAGAAAAUAAAUGUGUAUGGAAUAUA